Molecule: messenger RNA, 879 nt
Organism: Papilio machaon (common yellow swallowtail)
Lineage: Eukaryota; Metazoa; Arthropoda; Insecta; Lepidoptera; Papilionidae
Exons: 5
Coding region: 1-726 (241 amino acids)
Source: RefSeq, a predicted model, not a curated record
AUGAAUUCUCUAGGCGUUUGGACUUUAGUAAUAAUUUUGUACCAGACGAUGGGGUGCGCGGUGGUGAGCUGGCUAACGCUAAGCUGCCGGCUGGCUCCUCGCGCGGGUGAGCUGGCCGAGUUGACGCUGCUAAAGCUGGUAUACCUGUACGAGCCGCGCGCAUGCGCCGCGCCCGCCCUCUACAACUACACGGUGCGCUCCGGCACCGGAGCCCCGGUCGCCGCGCUCGUCUGGCCCGCACACAGCCCGCCUGCCGCCGCCUUCCGCAGUAAGUUGCAGGUGUGGCUGGGGCUGCACAUAGCGUGGCUGGCGCUCGCGGCGGUGCACGCAGCACAGCGCCGACGGCCAUGCGCGCUUUGCGGCGCGGCGCUACCCGCCUGCUGCGCCGGCGCCGCACUGCUGCUCGCCGACCUCGUGUUCGCCGCGCUCUUCAUCCGAGACAUCCGCCACACGAGCACCGAACGAGACAUAUUCGAAUACAUCGAGUCCGGCGGUGGCGGGGUACGGUGGCUAAGCGGGCGCCGGCGCGGCGGCUGGCCGGCGAACGCGAGCCCCCUACCGGACACAAGUUGGGUGGGAGCGCUGUUGGCCUACGCCAGCUGCCGCGGCCUCGUGCAAUGGCUCAUCAACUUCUGGAUCCUCAAGGACAACUACCUCGAGGGCCUCGCCGCCUACCGUAAAAUUCAAAGUGAAAAAUUUCAACAAGCAAGGAGACAUACUGCUUAAGUUAGGCCGUAUUUAAAAAUAUCAAACACACUGACGGUUGUUGGCAUACCUGCGGGAGCUUACAACAGUUUGUAUUACAAAGAUGCCGUAGCAUUUGUUCUUUUUUGAAGCAAAAAUCAGACAUAAGAAAACAUCAUGAAACGCAGCUCCUUC